This is a messenger RNA of Perognathus longimembris pacificus (Pacific pocket mouse), 3855 nucleotides long. It is a transcript of the gene Avil, whose product is annotated as advillin. Gene Ontology annotation, cellular component: cytoplasm; actin cytoskeleton. The record is from RefSeq and is a predicted model, not a curated record. NCBI's taxonomy places the organism in Eukaryota, Metazoa, Chordata, Mammalia, Rodentia, Heteromyidae. Bases 329 to 3037 code for a protein of 902 amino acids. Gene Ontology annotation, biological process: actin filament severing; actin polymerization or depolymerization; barbed-end actin filament capping. The transcript is spliced from 18 exons. Gene Ontology annotation, molecular function: actin filament binding; phosphatidylinositol-4,5-bisphosphate binding.
UCUCAUCAUGCUAGUAUAUGUCUUAAGGCAAAUUAUUUAACUUAUAUCUCACCUUUACUACAAGGAAACAUAAAGUAUGCUCAGCCUAGCACUAGUGGCUCACACCUAGAAUCCUAGCAGCUCAGGAGGCAGAGAUCUAAAGAAGAAGGUACACCCAUUGCCUGAGAAUUAAGUGAGAUGAUACAUGCAAAGAGAAUGGAAACAGAGUUCAGUAUAUUGAUCACUUUUAAGGAACUACUCCUUGCUAUUAUAUCACCAUAACUCUUAAAGGAAUUGGCAAGUAGAAAGCAGGACUUGGAGGUGGAAACAGGCCAGCCUGGCUGGCCAUAUGAACCUGAGUCAUCCCACCCAUCCCUACCCCGUCAUGGUGAGAUGGCCCAGGGGAUAUGCCACAAUGUCAGCCAUGGCUGUUGAGAUUGGAGAGCGACUUGAAGAAAAGCUGGGUCUCCCACUGCGAGAGGCCUCACCUCUGCUCUGUGACCAUUGCAGUCUUGAGAAGACCAGCAUCAUGUCUCUGAGCAGCGCCUUCAGGGCUGUGGGCAAUGAUCCUGGGAUCAUCACCUGGAGAAUCGAGAAAAUGGAGCUGGCACUGGUGCCCCUGAGCGCCCAUGGCAACUUCUAUGAGGGGGACUGCUACAUCGUCCUCUCGACCCGGAAAGUGGGCAGUCUCCUCUCCCAGAACAUCCACUUCUGGAUCGGGAAGGACUCCUCUCAGGAUGAGCAGAGCUGUGCAGCCAUCUACACAACACAGUUGGAUGACUACCUGGGAGGCGGCCCCGUGCAGCAUCGUGAGGUGCAGUACCACGAGUCUGACACCUUCCGUGGCUACUUCAAGCAGGGUAUCAUCUAUAAAAAGGGCGGUGUGGCCUCUGGGAUGAAGCAUGUGGAGACCAACACCUAUGAUGUGAAACGCCUGCUACACGUGAAGGGGAAGAGAAACAUUAGAGCUACCGAAGUAAGUCCUGUCCAUUGCCUCCUGGACCCAGGAACUUCUCCCUCUAAACAAUGUUUACCCUUCACCUUGCAGGUACCAGUGACCUGGGACAGCUUUAACCGAGGUGAUGUCUUCUUGCUGGACCUCGGGAAGGUCAUCAUCCAAUGGAAUGGCCCAGAGAGCAAUAGUGGGGAGCGCCUGAAGGCUAUGCUUCUGGCAAAGGAUAUACGGGACAGAGAGCGAGGGGGUCGUGCUGAAAUAGGAGUGAUUGAGGGAGACAAGGAGGCAGCCAGCCGGGAGCUGAUGAUGGUCCUUCAGGACACUCUUGGCCGUCGCUCCAUUAUCAAGCCUGCAAUCCCUGAUGAGAUCAUAGAUCAGCAGCAGAAAUCAAAUAUCAUGUUGUAUCAUGUCUCAGACACAGCUGGGCAGCUGGCAGUCGUGGAGGUAGCAACCAGGCCUCUAGUCCAAGACUUAUUAAACCAUGACGACUGCUACAUCCUGGACCAAAGCGGAGCCAAGAUCUAUGUGUGGAAAGGAAAAGGAGCCACAAAGGUUGAGAAGCAAGCGGCCAUGUCCAAAGCCCUGGGCUUCAUCCAGAUAAAGGGUUACCCCAGCAGCACCAACGUGGAAAUGGUUAAUGAUGGUGCUGAGUCAGCCAUGUUCAAGCAGCUGUUCCAGAAGUGGUCAGUGAAGGACCAGACCACAGGCCUGGGGAAAACAUUCAGCAUUGGUAAAAUAGCUAAAGUUUUUCAGGACAAGUUUGAUGUGACUCUGCUGCACAGCAAGCCAGAGGUAGCUGCCCAGGAAAGAAUGGUGGAUGAUGGCAAUGGGAAAGUUGAGGUCUGGAGAAUUGAGAACCUGGAGCUGGUCCCUGUGGAGCACCAAUGGCAUGGUUUCUUCUAUGGGGGAGACUGCUACCUGGUUCUCUACACAUAUGAGAUGAACGGGAAGCCGCACUACAUCCUGUACAUCUGGCAGGGCCGCCAUGCCUCACAGGAUGAGCUGGCAGCCUCGGCCUACCUGGCAGUGGACAUGGAUCGGCAGUUUGAUGGGGCCCCUAUGCAGGUUCGGGUCAGUAUGGGGAAGGAGCCACGCCACUUCAUGGCCAUCUUCAAAGGAAAGCUGGUUAUCUAUGAGGGUGGGACUUCCAGGAAAGGAAAUGCUGAGCCUGACCCUCCUGUGAGGCUCUUCCAGAUUCAAGGAAAUGAUAAGUUUAACACCAAAGCAGUGGAAGUGCCAGCCUUUGCUUCCUCCCUAAACUCUAAUGAUGUCUUCCUGCUGCGAACCCAGGCAGAGCACUACCUGUGGUAUGGCAAGGGGUCCAGCGGGGACGAGCGGGCAAUGGCUAAGGAACUGGCUGGGCUUCUCUGUAAUGGCACCGAAGACACUGUGGCUGAGGGCCAGGAGUCUGUGGAGUUCUGGGAACUACUGGGAGGGAAAACCCCCUAUGCCAAUGACAAAAGACUACAGCAGGAAACCUUAGAUAUCCAGCCCCGUCUCUUUGAGUGUUCCAAUAAGACCGGUCAGUUCAUGGUCACUGAGAUCACAGACUUCACCCAGGAUGACCUGAACCCAGGUGAUGUGAUGCUCCUGGAUACCUGGGACCAGGUGUUCUUGUGGAUUGGAGCUGAGGCCAAUGCCAUAGAGAAGGAGAGAGCUCUUGCGACUGCCCAGGAAUACCUGCACACUCACCCCAGCGGCCGAGAUACCAACACCCCAAUCCUAAUCAUCAAACAGGGGUUUGAGCCUCCCAUCUUCACAGGCUGGUUCCUGGCCUGGGACCCUCAAAUUUGGAGUGCAGGAAAGUCAUAUGAGCAGUUAAAAGAGGAGCUGGGAGAUGCUGCUGCUAUCAUUCGAAUCACUGCGGACAUGAAGAAUGCAAGCUGCUCUCUGAAUUGUGACAGUGAGCCAAAAUAUUACCCUAUAGAAGUUCUAAUGAAAAAUGUGGAUCAGGAGCUGCCUGAAGAUGUAGAUCCUACCAAAAAGGAGAAUUACCUCUCUGAAAAGGACUUUGUGUCUGUCUUUGGCAUCACAAGAGGGCAGUUUACUGCUUUGCCUGGCUGGAAACAGCUCCAACUGAAGAAAGAAAAGGGGCUUUUCUAAGGCAAGAAGGCAUAUGUCUAUUCAAGACCACCAAAGAGAGCUCAUUGCCAAUAUCAGCAAAGAAUUUAUCUACCAAAUUCUGCCUAAUACUCAGCCAUCGAUUUAAUUAUAAUAGUCUAAGAAUCAGCAUGUUCAUUUCUGUCUCAUCCUUGCAAUCCUUGGUUGAUAUUGAUAUAGACCUAAAAUGUUAACUACCCACUUUCUGGUUUCCAGCUAAAAUUUUAGCAGGAAGCACUAAAAUCUGUAUGCAUAUAUAUAUAUAAGUCAAAAGAAGGAGAACCAAAAAGCUAAGCUUGAAAUGUUUAACAGUGCCAGGACCUAUAUCUGCUUUAAAAUUUAGGAUUAGCAUUUCUAAAACCUAUUUAACCUACAAAGCAUUGAAGCUAUUUGCAUGUACACAUCCAGGAUAAAAAUCUAAAUGCCCAGAUCUCUUAUGUGCCAGAGGAUUUUUAACUUUUUAAAUAAAGAAACCUAGAUGAAUGGAGUUCUUUUCAGUAUUUGGGGCUUGCGUGUUCUGGUAAUUACACUAUAUGUAGGGAGCAGUGUUUCAGUACUGCUUUCAGUGAAAGGCAUUGUUGUUGAGUGAGCCCUCUAGCUAACGGCACCACUGUAAUUCCUAUCUCUUGCAUAAGAAUGUCAAAAUCUGCCUUAUCAGGUAAAGGAUGUAGCACACAGUGUUUGCCUUACAUGUAUGAGGCCCUGGGUUAGAUCUCCAAUACCUCAAAAACAAAAAAUCUUGUAUCAUAUAUGUAUGUGCAGAAAACAGUACCCACCCACACCGUUACACAAAGGGAAGCUGAGCCAUUUACUAUUAAUUU